Momordica charantia (bitter melon) is the source of this 1064-nucleotide messenger RNA. RefSeq names its product single-stranded DNA-binding protein WHY1, chloroplastic. Gene Ontology annotation, molecular function: single-stranded DNA binding. Gene Ontology annotation, biological process: defense response; regulation of DNA-templated transcription. NCBI's taxonomy places the organism in Eukaryota, Viridiplantae, Streptophyta, Magnoliopsida, Cucurbitales, Cucurbitaceae. The record is from RefSeq and is a predicted model, not a curated record.
CGCGAGGAAACAAAAAUUGUACGGCCAAGGGUUUUGAUAGUGGAAAAAUGGCUCUCUGACCUCCGCGAUAGAAUUGAGCCGCGAAGACAAGGCGAGACGAUGCUGCGACUACAAUGGCUUUCUUCUUCUUUGCUUCCACCAUUAUUAAACCCCGAGCUCUCGCCGGAAACCUCGCAUCUUUGUCCCAACCGUAGACUCUGUACCCUUAAUUCCUCUCGUCCACUCCUCACUCUAACCGCUACACGAAAACCGUCUCCAAAAUGCCAAUACUCAUGGAGCACGCAGCAGCAGCAGCCGCCGCCGUCCGAACCUGGUUCUCAGGCCCAUUCAUUUUCUCCACAAACUCGCGCCGGAGCUGCCGGAGCGUUGCCGCCAAGGUUUUUUGUCGGUCAUUCGAUAUACAAAGGGAAGGCCGUUCUUACGGUGGAGCCUAGGCCUCCAGAAUUUACACCUUUGGAUUCAGGGGCGUUCAAACUAUCCAGGGAAGGAUUUGUAUUGCUUCAGUUUGCCCCUGCAGCUGGUGUUCGUCAAUAUGAUUGGAGUAGAAAACAGGUAUUCUCAUUAUCAGUGACGGAAUUGGGAAGUCUAAUUGCCCUUGGCCUGAGAGACUCUUGUGAAUUUUUUCACGAUCCCUAUAAGGGAAAAAGCGAGGAAGGGAAGGUCAGAAAGAUAUUAAAAGUGGAGCCUCUUCCGGAUGGUUCUGGCCAUUUCUUCAAUCUCAGCGUUCAAAACAAGCUAAUCAACAUGGAUGAGAGCAUUUAUAUUCCCAUCACUAAAGCAGAGUAUACCGUACUUGUUGAGGCUUUCAAGUUUAUCCUGCCUCACCUUAUGGGUUGGCAUAUGAUUUCGAACACCAUGACGAGGGCAGAAGAUAGCGGCCGAGUAAAUAACGCGAAUCCUAGAUAUGGUGGAGACUUUGAAUGGAGCAGAUAGUCUUCUCUCUAGCUUUUCAUAACUUGGGGAUGAUUGUUGUUAUUGUAAUCUUUCACCAGUUUUUAUUUUAUUUUUUUUGAGAAGAUAUUUUCACUAAUUAUAUGGUAUGAUAGAUCAGUCACUUUUUUAUC